Molecule: messenger RNA, 1070 nt
Organism: Plasmopara halstedii
Lineage: Eukaryota; Oomycota; Peronosporomycetes; Peronosporales; Peronosporaceae
Exons: 1
Coding region: 459-656 (65 amino acids)
Source: RefSeq, a predicted model, not a curated record
UGCCAGUUCUUUGAAAUAGAUAAAUCGAGUAAAAAAGCUAAUAUUUUGUCAAAUGCGACUAAGUGUGAAAUCAGACUUAACCAUUGCCACGAGUUGCGGUAUUUACAAAAGAUGUGUAUGAAACAAGGUGUUUGUUUGUGAUCCAUUUGAAGAGAUUGAAAUAGCAGAGCGGAACACGAUCAUGAGACUGCUGCCGUAUUGCUCAGCACGACCUUGUUGAAUUGCUGGAAGUCCAAGGUAAGCGAGAUGAAUUCAAUCUCUAAAGCCCGGAAAAUUGGCUGAGCUUGUAAAGCGGCUAAACUAUAAAUACUGCUUCAUUUCUCACCUACUAAUUCGGACGAAAUGUGGGUUAUUGAUAGAAUGUCUUUUCAGUAUCUUUAGCUUUGUGCAUUCUAGUAUUUCAGUCAUAUAUAACGCCUGGACAUGGCAGCGAGCUCCACCCAUGAGGCAAUCAAGUCAUGGGUAAAUUACGAAGAUUUGAACAAAUUCUUGCAAUCUACUGGAAGCGACACGGCAAGAACGUCGAUCAAGUAAUGGUCAAGAAAAUUGGGACAAGACAUCAUUCCAGCCGCAUUGACUAUUCCUCGGAACAUCAAUACUUGAUGCUGUGGCUUUGCUUUAAAAUACUACAUUUCUAUAAAAAUGCUGAUUUGUAAAAUAAUGGAUACAGCCCUACGUUAAAAACAACACUGUACACAUUUAUCGAAGUGUUGUCCGAAUGAUAUCGAUUGGCUUGUGAGGUGUCGACCUGCAUAAAAUAUGUGUAUUUAGUGAAAUAUGCGUUUUACCCGCAAAUGACGGAAGACACAAAGUGCAGUCUGAUUUUGCUGUAGUGACAAGUAUGACAUUGGAAGUUUCAGCUCGUGAAUAUUCUGUACCUUUAUAUUUGAUAACCGUUAACUUCAUUUUAAUAUCCUAAUUUCGAUAUUUUCAUUUGGUGUUUGUAUCAUGCUGUAAGUAUACGAACACAUCUUGUAGGACUAGCAGCCACAUGUUUACGAUGUCAGGUUCACGGAGCUACCACUUCAGCUUUAGCACUUAGUAACGUAAAUCUCCCUCAAUCUACCCUU